AUGUCGAAACCACUCAAACCAUCACUGCGACACCAACAACGCUCACAACCAUCACUCUUCGCCAUGACCACCAACCACAUCCGUUGUGCUCUCCUUCUCUUGCUCGUUGCUCUUUAUGUUACACAUGUGUCUGCUCAAACUUUGAACGCUUUCACAGCUGCUGAUAAAACUAAAAUUGUGGAACGACACAAUUUAGUGAGAUUUAGUCCCUCUCUUUCACCAUCGGCAGCCAAUAUGAAAAUAAUGAGUUGGGAUGACCAAUUGGCUCAGAUAGCUGCGAAUUAUGUUAAUAAUUGUCAAUUUUCACACAAUCCAAAUUUAAAGACAAUUUAUUCGGGAGGAGCGUUGGGAGAGAAUAUAUACAUGUCCACUGGAUCAUCUACUAACAUUGGCAAUGCCAGUGUCGACUCAUGGGCCAGCGAGAAAGCAUUUUAUACCUAUCCUUCAACUUGUCAAUCGGGUAAAGUAUGUGGACACUACACUCAAUUGAUUUGGGCCAAUAGUGUUAAAGUUGGAUGUGCAAGGAAAACUUGUGCUACGGUUCCCAAUUAUCCAAAUUUUAAUGGUGCCACUAUUGUGGUGUGUGAUUAUUUUCCUGCUGGAAAUUAUAUCGGUCAAAGUCCAUACAUUGCUGGAACUCCUCCACAACCAUCACCCAAGAUCUCUCCUAAACCCUCCCCAAAGCCCAUUGCAAGCACUACCAAUCCAAAAACCAAUUCUUCCACAGUACAACCUCAACCUGGUGGUAGAAAUAACCGAACUGCUGAAAUUAGUGGAGUCAAUCCUUUGAAUUCGAGAGGUGUUUCUUUUGAAAUGUUAUUCAUUCUUGCUCUUGUUUAUGGAUUCUUGAUUUGCAUUGUCAUGCAUCACGAAUAUUGA
Naegleria lovaniensis is the source of this 879-nucleotide messenger RNA. RefSeq lists its product as uncharacterized. The record is from RefSeq and is a predicted model, not a curated record. The transcript has 3 exons. The coding region runs from base 1 to 879 and encodes 292 amino acids. Gene Ontology annotation, cellular component: extracellular region. Lineage: Eukaryota; Heterolobosea; Eutetramitea; Acrasida; Naegleriidae.